AUGACUUCAAACAACAACAACGAGCUAUUCCCAGACGUAGCGGACCCAAAACGGAAAUUACGAGGCUUCAGCAGAGUGGACUCAGUACCACCGACGUCAGCACCUCCGACAAAACAGCCACCGAAGAAACAAGCAGAGAAAAGGAGAGCAGAAGUGGUUGAACCUGUUCAACAAAACAAAGUGAAAAGAGUAAUUGUAAAAGGUUACGGAGAUGCAAGCGGUCAAAAUCAGAGAGAAGUAGGAAAAUCUAAAGGUCAACAGGAGCAAGACAAAGAACGAGAAGUUUCAACUACGAACACCCAAGCGACGAACAACUUACCAAGUGGUACGAGUUUAACAACCUUAACGACGAUAGAGGAAAGUCAAACAGACGGAACCUCAGGUGGUCAAAUUAGAGACCCAACCGGUAAUCAAACGGCGGCCCAACGCAAGAACCAAGAGAUGCCAGAGAGCGAGAGUUCUUUAGAGUAUCUGGAGGAUCUAGAGAACGAAGAAGACAGCGAUAGUGAAGUUUCAUGGGUGAAUCUCAAGCAAGUCAAGAAAGAACCAGAUGAAGGACAACGAGAAAAAGAAAGAAGACUCACUGGAUUAGUAGCAAGUCCCUCGCUAAAUAAAGUCCCAAAUCCCCCACCCAAAGUAAAGCCCGCCAGAGCCGCCGAACGCAAAAUACCGAGAGGUAGACCGAUGUCGGAAGAUGAAGAUGACAAUGUCAACAAGUCUAGAGGCAGAGGCUUCGUGGAGAACGGGAUCGAGUUCGCGGAAGGGGAAGUCCCAAGUCAUCAUAUGGCUCAACUGACGGUGUUCUGGGACAACAGAAUCAGGAAGAUAAAAGGCUACGUACCAGUAUCUAUGUUCAACCGAGCCUGGCUGGAAGCGAAUAGAGAGGUUGAAGGAAAGAAGUCUAAGAAAAAGAAGAAAGACGAAGAAUCAGACUCGGAAGACGAGACCUACGAAGGAUUGUCCUACCCCUCUGAACUACGCCUAAGUUAUGGUGACUGGGUAACCUGUUUCAAUCUGAUGCUCGACUACUUGAGGAAGUGGUUCGAUUUCCGUCGACUAGCAGAAAAAUUCGAAGGCCAUAAGAAAAAUGUCGAAGAAAUCAAGAGCGAGAAUGACGACAACUGGAUGAUCGCACUUAGAUAA
Melampsora larici-populina 98AG31 is the source of this 1143-nucleotide messenger RNA. RefSeq lists its product as uncharacterized. The transcript has 2 exons. The coding region runs from base 1 to 1143 and encodes 380 amino acids. NCBI's taxonomy places the organism in Eukaryota, Fungi, Basidiomycota, Pucciniomycetes, Pucciniales, Melampsoraceae. The record is from RefSeq and is a predicted model, not a curated record.